CUUAUGCGAGCUGAAUUGUUAUAUAUGUUGCACAGUGAAUCCUCCACUUAUAGAAAUUUAGAUCUGUUUGUUGUAAACAUUAUAAAUCAUCAGAUAUAUCUAUUUUACCAAAAAAAAUCAGAUAUAUCUAAAUAUUUACAUAAUUGUAGUUAUUGAAUGAUAUAAAGUACGAAAAAUAUGUGUGAAAGUGAAUGGUCCUGGCAGGCAAACAAACUUAGAAAAAUAAUCCACAUGUAUAUGUACAGUAUUACUCAUUUAGUCAUACACAACGCAACAAUUAAUAACACUCACAUGGUCUCUUUCACGCCCUCGCCCUCCUCCUCCCUCACUAUAUAUUUAUGUGUACUUCAUGUUAUUAGCUUGCACAAUCUUUCUAAAUACUCCAAAGGACAAAACUCACAAGGAUCAAUCAACGGCAAUAAUGGCGAGGAAUAAUCCAUACGUAUACACAAAGAUGGAAAAAGAAGAUCCCCAAGAGCUAAUUCACAGAAGAGCUCAGUUUAUUAUUCAGAAGGUUCUAGAACGGGCAGACAACAGGACAAGACAGCAGCACCAGAGGAAGAGAUCAUCUGGACCGUUGAUUAUAAUCAGAGUAGCUGGAAUAAGAAUGAGAAUCGGUAAGAAGCUAAGGAAGCUGAGGAAGAAUAAUAGUUGCCUUUGCAAAAAUCUUAUCUCUCGUUUCAUCAAAUCGUUUAAACGAUUGUUGUCGUCCUCGUCUUCUUCACGAACUAUCUCUGAUCUUCCUCCUCUAUUCUCUCUUCAAGUUUGAUGAUAUGAACUGUUUUUUGUUUUAAUAUUUUCCUAUAUAAUAUACUUCGAUUCCCUUCAACUAAUAAAUACACGUAAAUCAUGUUAUCUGUCGCAUUAAUUUUUGAUUUGGAGAGAAAUAUACAUGGUUUUUACACCAAA
This is a messenger RNA of Brassica rapa (field mustard), 909 nucleotides long. RefSeq lists its product as uncharacterized. NCBI's taxonomy places the organism in Eukaryota, Viridiplantae, Streptophyta, Magnoliopsida, Brassicales, Brassicaceae. The record is from RefSeq and is a predicted model, not a curated record.